This is a messenger RNA of Pygocentrus nattereri (red-bellied piranha), 2353 nucleotides long. RefSeq names its product androgen-induced 1 (H. sapiens) (gene aig1). The transcript has 6 exons. Gene Ontology annotation, cellular component: membrane; endomembrane system. The coding region runs from base 108 to 821 and encodes 237 amino acids. The record is from RefSeq and is a predicted model, not a curated record. Lineage: Eukaryota; Metazoa; Chordata; Actinopteri; Characiformes; Serrasalmidae.
CCUUUAGCAUCUCCUCCUCCUCCUCCUCCUCCCCCUCCUCCUCCUGCUCGCAGCCUCGGCGGGUCCGCAGCAUUUUUCCCGGGACGGAAACGCGGCGGUGGGGGAAGAUGGCGCUCAUCCCUUCCCAAAUCCUCCGAGUAGCGAUCCUCCUGUCCUACUUCUCCAUCAUCUGCAAUUACAAAGCCAUAGACAUGCCCGCGCACCAAACAUACGGCGGGAGCUGGAAGUUUCUAACGUUCAUAGAUUUGGUCAUACAAGCAGUGUUCUUUGGUGUGUGUGUCCUGACGGACCUCUCUAGCCUUUUGACGAAGGGCACGGCCAGCAUGGAGCAGGAAAGACAGCUCCGGAAGCUGAUCAGCUUGCGAGACUGGAUGAUGGCUGUGCUGGCCUUUCCUGUGGGAGUUUUUGUGGUGACCAUGUUCUGGACCUUAUAUCUGUACGACAGAGACCUAGUGUAUCCAAGACUCUUGGACAACUUUAUACCUCAAUGGCUGAACCAUGGAAUGCAUACGACGGUGCUCCCUUUCAUCAUAAUUGAGAUGAGAACAACACAUCAUCAAUAUCCCAGCAGGUUGUGUGGACUGUUGGCCGUGUGCAGCUUUGCUGUGGGAUAUGUUCUAUGGAUGUGUUGGGUGCAUAAUGUGACGGGGGUCUGGGUGUAUCCACUGCUGGAGCACAUUGGACCCAUGGCCAGAGUUCUUUUCUUCGUCUGCCUCACAGGACUCAUCAGCCUCUACUAUGUACUGGGAGAGAUCCUCAACAGCUACAUCUGGGACUCCUCAAGGAGUGCUGUAGAGUCUAACAAGGAUAAAACUGACUGAGUCCUCCGCCUGUGAGGUGCAGCAGCCAUCUAAAGAUCACUCUCCUAUUACUACAACCACUCUGCUGGGACUCUGGGCAGUGAAUAUGACUCAGAAAUGAUCAAUAAUCAGCGUAACAAUGAAAUAUGUUACUGACCUUAUCCUGAUGGUUUUCUCCUCUUUCUCCAGUUCAGCUCUUGAGACAUCACCCUCAUCCUGGCUGUUCUCCUUUAGGGAAGGAAAGCACAGACAUUUUAUAAUUAUAUUACUGUGGUGACUCUGGGGGGCAGCGUUUUUCAGAAUACCUCAAAUAUUAAAUUAAACAGAAUAACUGUCUUACUGUACAUGUUUAAGGCCAGUAUUGCUACUUUACUGUGUGUUAUGUUGUAUUUCAUGUCUCUCAUCAUAAGGGAUGCUCCAUGUUCACUUGCAUAAGUAUAUGAUUACUUAAACCGAGCACAAUUUAUUGCCUAUAAAUCAUCUAGUGAGGAUGUUUUUGGAAAAAUAACUACUCUUUAUGUCUGUGAGGUGUGAGAAAGCUUAGUGAAAAGUCAAAAAAUCUUAAAGAAGCAAUAAAUAGCAUUUUGUUUCUUGUCGGAAACAUAUUACUGGUUUGCUGCCAGUCACACGACUUACCUUGGCACUAGAAUUGGAAGUAACCUGCAUAUUUAUCCUGACUGUAAAUAAGUAAGCCAUUUCUCUGGUGCAUGAACUGCUAUUACAUUACAUUUCAUUACAUUACAUUUAGCAGAUGCUUUUAUCCAAAGCGACUUACAAAUAAUGAGGUACAUAGAACAAACAUAGUCAGGCCUUAAAGGAGGCCAAAGGGUAACAGCGGGGUAGAGAAGGGAAGGAGGGCAAGAAGGAGCUAUGAGAAUUUACUUCUUACCCUGUCACUUUCCAUGGUUACAACCAACAAAUAUUGUUUUCUUUUUGUUGUACUGUUAUUUUCUAUAAUAUAUAUAAAAAGAUCUAAUUUACACAGUUUUCCACUUUCCCUAGAUGUAGUCAAUCGUCAAAAACAUGUUUGGAGUCCAGUAUUUGCUUCUUUAGUUUAGAACUGGCGCUGCGAGGCUAAUGUUGCUAACAAACACCAGAACUCAAUAGUCACCCAAAUAGCCCAAAUGUGUUUGCAUAAAAAUACACCAAUAAAAUUACUUCUUGUCCCCUCAAACCACAUCCAGGUGUUUAUUAAGGUUACAAAGACUUGUCAGUGUGUUUUUUGAACAGUAUUAUCUACUGUGAGCUAUAAAAAAGAAACAAAACUUUAUUUAUGCACAGCUAUUUCAGACAACAGUAGGGCUGGUAUUAACAAACCAGUCGUAAAAUCACAAAAACUGUUUCUAGAACAGGCCUCCUACCCCUGAGGAGGUUUGUAAACACAGGCCUGUUGGCUAAAAAGGCUGCUUGCAAUGUUCAGCUGUCAUAAAACAGCAGUGCUGGAUGAAGUACACAAUCCAUGUACUUGAGUUAAAGUAGAGACACGCAAGGUAAAAUAUUACUCCAGUAAAAGUAGAAGUUCCUCCCUUUAGACCUCCACUUGAGUAAAAGUA